AUGACCAUCGAAAUCGCCAUCAUCGGCAGCGGCCUCAUCGGCACGCUGCUCGCGCUGGGCCUCCUCAACCGCAACUCCCCGCACCUCCGCAUCCAGGUCUACGAGCAGGCCGCGUGUCAUCGCGAGCUGGGGGCGGGGAUCGGCUUCACGCGGGCGGCGCGCCACUGUAUGAUGCGGCUGGACCCGCGGCUGGACGAGUGUCUGCGCGCGGUGGCGACCGAGAACGGCGAGCCGGACGACCCGGACUACAACAUGCGGUUCGUGGACGGCUACCACACGUACGUGGACGAUGACAGUCCUCAGCCCGUGGGGAUCGAGGGGAAAGUCUACAAGCUGUAUGCGGGGCCGCGGGGGUUCGAGGGGUGCCACCGGGCGCACUUCCUGGAGGAGAUCAUGAAGCUGAUGCCCGAGGGGGUGGUGCAGUUUGGCAAACGUUUGGAGCGGUACGAGUAUCUGGAGUCGAGGAGGAUCCAGCUGGUGUUUGGGGAUGGGAGUGUGAGAGAGCACACCACAGUCAUCGGCUGCGACGGCAUCAAAUCGCGCGUGCGCGACCUCAUGUUCCCCAACGCCGACCACCGGCCCCGCUACGCGCACCAGCUCGCCUACCGCGGGCUCAUCCCGAUGGACCAGGCGAUCGCGCAUCUGGGCCGCCACCGCGCCCUCCUCCAGCACAUGCACUGCGGGCCUCACGCCCACGUCCUGCACUUCCCCGUCGCCAACCAGAAGCUCCUGAAUGUGGUCGCGUUUGUCCCGGACCCCAAGGACUGGGACGUCCCCCCAACCCCAUCCCCAAAGCCCACCCAAACAACCCCAAAAGCCCACCUUCUAACAACCUUCAACCACUGGAUCCCCUUCCUCCGCACCCUCCUCACCCUCCUCCCGGACCACCUAACCCAAUGGCCGAUCUUCGACCUCUACGACCGACCCCCGCCCACCUACGCAAUCGCCCGAGUCUGUCUCGUCGGCGACGCAGCGCACGCCGCAUCCCCGCACCACGGGGCCGGGGCAGGCGUGGGGGUGGAAGACGCCCUCGCCCUCGUCACGGCGCUGGGGUGCGCGGAGGCGGAUAUCCUUUCGGGGAAACUGACGACCCCGCAGGCGCUGGAGGUGGCGUUCAAGGCGUACUCGGAUGUGCGGUAUAAGCGGUCACAGUGGGUGAUGCGGAGUAGUCGCGAGGUGUGUCGGGCGUAUGAGUGGGAGUUGUUUUCCGGAGAGGCCGGCGGGGAAGUGGCGGAGACGGGGAUGAUGGGCCGCGUGUUUGAGGAGAUUCGCCGGCGGACGAUGACGGUGUGGGGGUUGGAUGUGGAGGGGAUGGUCGGGGAGGUGCAGGGCCAGUAUUGGCGGGGAACAUGGGGAUAUUCUUGUUUUUGA
This is a messenger RNA of Aspergillus japonicus CBS 114.51, 1371 nucleotides long. Its product is annotated as FAD/NAD(P)-binding domain-containing protein. The coding region runs from base 1 to 1371 and encodes 456 amino acids. The transcript has 3 exons. Gene Ontology annotation, biological process: secondary metabolite biosynthetic process. Lineage: Eukaryota; Fungi; Ascomycota; Eurotiomycetes; Eurotiales; Aspergillaceae. The record is from RefSeq and is a predicted model, not a curated record. Gene Ontology annotation, molecular function: FAD binding.